GACUACAGCAAAAUGAAGGUCCCCGAGCUGCGCGACGCCCUCACGGCGCGUGGUCUCCCCACAAACGGCCUAAAAGGCGACCUAAUUUCGCGUCUUACCGCGAGUGACGACACUGCCGCUCCCACUGCCACCAGCACCACCACCGCGCCCGCCGCACACCUCCCCAGCGCCGACGAGGAAUACGAAGUUGACUGGGAGCACGACGACAAGCCUGCGGCAGCCGCACCAGCCACCGCUACCUCCGCCCCAGCCGUCGCGCCCACUACUCCCUCCGCCACCGCACCAGCCGAGCCCACCACCACCACCACCACCGCCAGCGCCGCCGCCUCCCCCUCCACCGACACAAAACCCAAGCGCAAGACGAUCGCGUCACUCUUCGAGAGCACCACGCCCGCCACCAAGUCCGGCAACGAGCCCAGCUCGCCCUCGACGGUAACAGACGAGACGUCGUCAGCCGCAGCACCCGCACCCACCCCCGCCGCCGCCGCCGCUGCUCCCACUGCCACCACCACCCCCACCCCAGCGUUCAGCGCGAACCUCCCCACGACCUCGCUGGACGAAGAAAUCGCGCGCCGCAAGAAGCGCGCAGAGCGCUUCGGCCUGUCCGCCGAGGAGAGCGAAACCCUCAAGUCCCUGGAACGCCAGAAGCGCUUCGGCAUCGAGGAGGUGAAGACCGAGGUCAAGGGGCUCAACGAGGCGUUGCCUGUCGAGCGCGAGAAGAAGCGGCGCGGAGACGCGCAGCCGGCGCAGCAGCAGGGGCGUGGUGGGAAGCGCGGAAGG
Messenger RNA from Tricharina praecox, 780 nucleotides. RefSeq lists its product as uncharacterized. The record is from RefSeq and is a predicted model, not a curated record. Lineage: Eukaryota; Fungi; Ascomycota; Pezizomycetes; Pezizales; Pyronemataceae. Gene Ontology annotation, biological process: poly(A)+ mRNA export from nucleus. The transcript is spliced from 2 exons. Gene Ontology annotation, cellular component: nucleus. The annotation marks the transcript as partial.